CAGUCGGUCGUUCCGAUAACAGUAAGUAAAAGACAACUGAGCAAUGAGGAACAAAUAUUUAAACCAUUGCUUCACCACGUUUACGGCCGUUUACCUGGCUUUGGCUUUAAAUGCGCAAGGAAUUGAUAUUGCAGACAAAGAGAACCGGGAAAAUAUCACCAGCCAAGCAAAAGACGUUGAUUAUGCAAUGCCAGCAGACAUUAUGGAUGAAAUGGAAACACCAAAGCUCACUAUUGAUUUCGAACAUAUUUUACACAAUUUCGAUAAAUUGCACCACAACAACAACAACAACAAUAACAACAGCUACACUACGUUCAAAUCAGCCAAUUUCAGUGCAUUCGACAACAAGGGCCGACAUGCUUGCGAACGCCGCUGCCAAGCUAAUCAGCCACUUACUUGCCAUUACCGUUUGGUGGUGCAUCAUUAUCAGGCGCUGACCGCAGAAUGUGAAAGCUGCUUUAAUAACGAUGGUGCCUGUCCGAAACAGCAAUGCAUUUACGCUGAUGGUGUGUACACACCCAUAGUGGCUAUCAAUCAAAUGCUUCCAGGACCAACAAUCUCGGUGUGUGUGGAUGACACGGUCGUGGUUGAUGUCAUCAACUACCUCGCAGAGCCGAUCAGCUUGCAUUGGCAUGGCAUGUCCAUGUACCGCACGCCAGAAAUGGACGGCGCACCGUUUGUUACGCAAUACCCAAUACAGCCAGCUGAAGCAUAUCGCUAUCAGUUUAAUGCAGAACGGGCGGGUAGUCUCUACUACCACAGCCAUGUUGGUUUGCAGCGUAGCAUGGGCGUUGGAGGUGGUUUCAUUAUAAGACAGCCGGUGGAGAGUGAUCGGCAAUCGUAUUUGUAUGACUACGAUUUGCCAGAGCACACUUUACUGUUGCAGGACUAUGUGUAUGGCCAGGACGUGAAUCGUGUAAGAAACAUACUCAUCAACGGUAAAGGCAGAAACCACGUUUCGAAUUUAUCCGAUCGUGAUCCACGCCAUCGCUAUGAACGCCUUCAGGUGGCGCGUGGCAAUCGCUAUCGCUUUCGAAUUAUCUACAAUGGUGUGUUCAACUGCCCCAUAGAGUUCUCGGUGGAAAAUCAUCGUAUGCUCAUGAUUAGCACAGAUGGCAAUGAUAUUGUGCCCGUGUUGGCUGAUAGCUUCUUUAUGGCUGCCGGCGAACGUUUUGAUUUCGUGUUGCAGGCGAAUCAGCAAUCGCGCAGCUAUUGGAUUAAAGUGCGCGGAUAUGAGAGUUGUGCUAAGGAAAACCUUUAUCAAGGCGCAAUAUUGACUUAUCAAAGUGGGCCAACACGUGCACUGCCCCAACAACCCAUGAUGGAGGCAUCCAUCUGUGAUAAUGGUAGUGAGGAGUAUUUCAUUCUGGGCGACUAUGAGGACCAGUUGAAGAAAUUCGUUUCACUUAGUCAAAGCGGCUGCGGUAGAGCUGAUUUUAAGGCCACCAAUGUGGCUACAGUUGGUUUGAGUUCAUUGGAGCAAGUGCCGUGGACGCGUGAUACCGCUUUCUUUACACAUUAUACGCUACUUGGUAGUCGUGUUUAUGGUGGUGCUGCAGAUGUCGCAUACCAAAUCGAUGAUAUUACAUAUAAGUCAUCGAAAAUAUCACUCCUACAAACCAAUGGCCUGUACAAUGAGAUUGGCGUAUUCUGCAACCGGUCGAUGCUCUCUGCGAAGGGACAAAAUUGUGAGACGAAGAGUUGUAUUUGCACUAAUGUGGUGCGUUUACCAGCAUAUCGUGCAUUGGAAAUUGUUCUGGUCAACAAUAAUAAUGAACCUACGCCGGUGCAUUUACAUGGUUACACUUUCCGUUUGGUUGGGCAGAAUGCCUUAGGUAGCGUUGUGGAUGAGAAACAGGUAAAGGAUCUGGACAGACGAGGGUUGUUGCAGCGCUCAACUGAUGAUUUUCCAAUACAAAAGGACACUGUGCAGGUACCUCCACUCGGCUACGCAAUUGUACGCUUCUAUAGCAGCAAUCCUGGCUACUGGAUGUAUCACAGCGCGCUGGAUAGUCAAUCGUCACGCGGUAUGAUUGGUGUCUAUAAAAUUGGCGAAGAUCAUCAAAUCAAAGAAGUGCCUCCGCGUCUACGCUGCUAAAUAGA
Messenger RNA from Ceratitis capitata (Mediterranean fruit fly), 2103 nucleotides. It is a transcript of the gene Mco3, whose product is annotated as L-ascorbate oxidase. Gene Ontology annotation, biological process: iron ion transport. The transcript has 2 exons. The record is from RefSeq and is a predicted model, not a curated record. Gene Ontology annotation, cellular component: plasma membrane. The coding region runs from base 44 to 2098 and encodes 684 amino acids. Lineage: Eukaryota; Metazoa; Arthropoda; Insecta; Diptera; Tephritidae. Gene Ontology annotation, molecular function: copper ion binding; oxidoreductase activity.